UCAUUUUUGUAUGAUGGAAUGGCAAAGUCAACAGUCAAUUCCCCAGUCAUUCUUAUUAAGUGUACUGAUGAGAGCCUUAUCAUCACUACAAUGUGCAGUUUCUUCAAGCCUAAACUUAGUCUAGAUAACAUGGAUUUGAUCUACUGCAUCUCUUUGUUGGAUUCAUGGAUCCAUAGUAAAAAGGUCAUCGUAUUCAGAUGGACUAGUGAGGAUGAUAAUAAAACCCCUUAUGAUUUCACCGAUUAUUCAAUUCCAGAGAAUUGUGAUGGAAGUAAAUUGAUAAUGAAGACUGGCUUCAUUCUCCUUCACUGUGAUGAUGUUUCCAAAAUUGCAUUGGAAAGAGACAGAGCUAUCAUGGAAAAUAUUGAUCAGACUAAAACAAGGCUUUCUUCAAAGGUAAAGCGUUCCCUUUGUUAUCCAACAAUGGUUCCAAGACCUGCUGGUUAUACCCUUGAUGAUGAAGACGAGAAUUGUGGUGAUGAUGGUGUUAUAACUGAUAUAUCACAGUCACAACCUCAACCUUCAAAGAAAAGAACUUAUGCAGAAUUGGACAAAGAAAACACGGAACUACACAGUAAAAUUCAAAAACAUUUCUACAGAAAUGAAGGAGCAUGUUCUGGAUUUGGGACACAUUUUGAAAAAUUCUACAGCCCUACAGGCCUGUCUGUCGGCCUGCUUGUCUACUCUUAGUUGUGUGAGUAAUGUUUAUGUCUGUUCGUUAGAGCGCGUGAUUAUGCCUAACAUUAUGUGUCGUGUUUUGAAAUACAAAGUCGAA
This is a messenger RNA of Daphnia pulicaria, 775 nucleotides long. RefSeq lists its product as uncharacterized. The record is from RefSeq and is a predicted model, not a curated record. Bases 19 to 690 code for a protein of 223 amino acids. The transcript is spliced from 4 exons. Lineage: Eukaryota; Metazoa; Arthropoda; Branchiopoda; Diplostraca; Daphniidae.